CAUGCAGGCGGAGCUUGGUCCGGUGCAGAGCUGCAGACCGGAGCACGGUUCACCUGCUGGGAACAAGUGGGCCAAGACCAGAGCGCCUGUCUGUCGCCUGGCUCACCUUCAUGUGUCUGUGUGGCUUCUCACACCCGGAAGAUAAGAUCACGUAUAGCAGCAGCCUCGUGUUUGUGUCAGCAUCUUGGAUCUGAACAAACUGAGGAUGGAGCUCUGUGCUCUGCUGAACUGCGUCCAACAGGAUCUCAAGGGAGGACCACAUGGCUGGAUGCUUUGAGGGUGCAGGGUAAGAGGAAGGGGGACUCCCAUGUCAGAGUUUUAGGAUGGCCAGUGACGGCUCCACUCUGCCCAGCCCCGUGGUCCGGCAGAUCGACAAGCAGUUCUUGAUCUGCAGCAUAUGUCUGGACCGCUACGACAACCCCAAAGUGCUGCCCUGCCUGCACACCUUCUGUGAGAGGUGCCUGCAGAAUUACAUCCCGGCCCACAGCCUCACGCUGUCGUGCCCCGUGUGCCGCCAGACCUCGAUCCUGCCGGAGAAGGGUGUGGCGGCGUUGCAGAACAACUUCUUCAUCACCAACCUGAUGGACGUGCUGCAGCGCGAGCCGGGCAGCCGCAGCCAGGAGGCCGCCGCCCUCAGCGACAUCACCGCCGUGGCCACGGGCCAACUGCUCUCCUGCCCCAAUCAUGGAGGCAACGUCAUGGAGUUCUACUGUCCUCCGUGCGAGACGGCCAUGUGUCAGGAGUGUACGAGCGGCGAACACGGAGAACACCCCACUGUGCCUCUCAAAGACGUGGUGGAGCAGCACAAGGCCUCGCUACAGGGCCAGCUGGACGCCGUGAAGAAGAGGUUGCCGGAGAUCGACUCGGCCCUGCAGACGCUGUCGGAGAUCCUGCAGCAGCUGACCGGUCAGAAGAGCGCCAUCGAGGGCGACAUCCACUCGACCUUCGACGAGCUGCAGAAGACCCUCAACGUCCGGAAGAGCGUUCUGCUCAUGGAGCUGGAGGUCAACUACGGCCUCAAGCAGAAGGUGCUCCAGGCCCAGCUGGACGCCCUGCUGCAGGGCCAGGAGGGCAUCAACAGCACCUGCAACUUCACGGAGCAGGCUCUGAGCCACGGCACCGAGGCGGAGGUGCUGCUGGUGAAGAAGCAGAUGAGCGAGCGUCUCAUUGAGCUGGCCAGCCAGGAGCUUCCGCUGCAGCCCGGCGAGAACGACCAGCUGGACUUCCUCGCGGAGACGGACGGACUGAAGAAGUCCAUCCACAACCUGGGCACCAUUCUAACGACCAACGCCGUGGCGUCUGAGUCCGUGGCCACUGGCGAGGCGCUGCGGCACUGUGUGGUGGGCGUGGCCACCUCCGUCACCAUCACCACCAAGGACAAGGAUGGGGAACUGUGCAAGAUGGGCAACGCGGUCAUAACUGCUGAGAUCUCCUCGCCCGACGGCGGCAGAGGUGAAGGAGAGAUACUGGACAACAAGAACGGCACCUACGAGUAUCUGUUCACGGCCCCCAAGGAGGGGAGUUUUAACUUAUCCCUGCGUUUGUAUGACCAACACAUCAAAGGAAGCCCCUUCAACAUCAAGGCCACCAAGUCCAUGGACGUGUCACCAACUUCAGACGGCGUGAAGAAGAGACUGAAGUCUCCGGGCAGCGGGCACGUCAAGCAGAAGGCCAUCAAGAGGCCGGCCAGCAUGUACAGCACGGGGCGGAGGAAAGAGAACCCCAUCGAGGACGACCUCAUCUUCAGAAUCGGCACAAAGGGAAGAAACAAGGGGGAGUUCACGAACCUGCAGGGAGUGGCUGCCUCCUCUCUGGGGAAGGUGCUGAUCGCAGACAGCAACAACCAGUGUGUCCAGAUUUUCUCCAACGACGGCCAGUUCAAAAGUCGUUUCGGGAUCCGGGGCAGGACUCCGGGUCAACUGCAGCGGCCGACGGGCGUGGCCGUCCACCCCAACGGCGACAUCAUCAUCGCCGACUACGACAACAAGUGGGUCAGCAUCUUUUCAAGCGAGGGCAAGUUCAAGAGCAAGAUCGGCUCGGGGAAGCUGUUGGGCCCCAAAGGCGUGUCGGUGGACCGAAACGGCCACAUCAUCGUGGUCGACAACAAGGCCUGCUGCAUCUUCAUCUUCCAGCCCAACGGCAAGCUGGUCACCAAGUUCGGUAACCGUGGCAACGGUGACCGGCAGUUUGCAGGUACACUCAAUGGUCCUCAUUUUGCUGCCGUCAACAACAACAAUGAAAUCAUCGUGACAGAUUUCCACAACCACUCAGUGAAGGUGUUCAACACGGAGGGAGAAUUCUUGCUGAAGUUCGGCUCCAACGGCGAGGGCAACGGCCAGUUCAACGCGCCCACGGGCGUGGCGGUGGACGUUAACGGUAACAUCAUAGUCGCAGAUUGGGGCAACAGCAGGAUACAGGUGUUUGACGGCAGCGGCUCGUUCCUCUCGUACAUCAACACGUCGGCGGACCCUCUGUACGGGCCGCAGGGACUGGCGCUCACCCCUGACGGACAUGUCGUGGUCGCCGACUCGGGCAACCACUGCUUCAAAGUCUACCGCUACCUGCAGUAGCCCUUCUCACUUUUGACGCACAAACUGUACAGUGUACACAAGACACACACAUAGACACAUUAGUACGGAGCCACCGGCAGAAUUUGCACUCGUCCCCUCACCCUCCAUUCCUCCCUGACACCGUGCUGUCGUUGUGCCAUCUUGUUUGACUGUUCUCCACGCGUGGCGUCCCGUUUGACCUCUGACACCGAAGCAACUACACAGUGUGAUUUACUUUUUUUUCUUUCUGUGACGUGAAUGAAGCAAGAGGAUCCGUGAUAUUCGCAGACGGCUGCUGCUGCUGACUGGCGCUUCGAGGAGUCACUCAUAACCGUGUUCACGUUUCAUCUUAUUUUAAACAUAAAAAAACGUUAGUGUUGUACAUAUUGUUAGAGCUUUGACUUGUCGUGACAUGGAAGAAAAACUGGAAAAAAUAAUGAUAUUGCACUUGUUCUUAAAAGAGGAAAUGCCGUUUGGGCACUGGCUGAAAUUAAAGUAAAGAAGUUACCUGAAAAUGAAUGGGAAUCCUAUUUAUAGUUUCAGUAACUGCAGCUUCCUGUUAAAUGCUCUUCACAUUUUGCCUGUUCAUUAUAUAAAAAGAAAAAUAUUCCACCUACUGUAGGUAGCAAGGUAUUUUGAAGCAUGAUUAGGGCUAAUCUGCAUGCUAACUUUGCUAAUAAACACCUGAAAAGCUACUGUGUGCACAAUAUACAAAUAUGUUUCAAGCAGACACUUGAACAACAUCACAAAAAGAAACUUUAAAUAGAGGCACUGUUUCAAUUUCAAUACUUCUAUCUGUGUGAAAACGACGAGUCAUUGUAAUUUGUCAUCACGUUAAUUAAUUAACACAUAAUGUGAUCAUUCCUGCUUAAUUGGAUUUUACAAAAACACCAGUGUUUGUGUGUGUAAGAUAGUUUGAGUGUGUGUUGUGAUCAAUUAAAGAACCUAAACACAAGGGACUUGAUUUGCUGACUGCCCCUGCGUGCCUAGCCUCUUGACAUUACAACUUAUGAUCUGCUGUGAUGGAGUGCAAACAUCUUUAGAAUUUGCUGCAGAAAAAUUUGAGUAAAUUAGCUGAAGUGCAUAAAAAAAACUCGGUAGGACGCAUCAGUCUUCACUCUAAACGUUUGUCCGUCAUGCUGCAGGUUUAUAGGUUUAACACAACAUCAGACACAGAUCGCGGCAGAAAUCAUUUCCAUGUGCUCUUACGUCUUUCAAAGAAAAUAUAAAAAUCAGUAGAACUACUAAGAAGUUGUAUUUUAGUAUAAAAAUUUGUCCUGAUAAAAAAAUAUAUAGUUCAACAGUUGAGGUGUGUGUUGUGAAAAUGCACUGUGCUGCUAUUUGAAAAGCCUUGGUCAAAAUUUUUUUUUGUCUUUACGCAAAGUUUUCAUUUAGGAAUCCGGAUUCUGGUCAUUGAUUUUCUACACAAUCUUGUUAAAUUAUUUGUUCUCCAUCGUCUUCAUUGUUUAUAUUUGUAAAUGCCAAAUGGAAAUAAAGUGCCCAUAGAAAAGAG
Molecule: messenger RNA, 4062 nt
Organism: Scophthalmus maximus (turbot)
Lineage: Eukaryota; Metazoa; Chordata; Actinopteri; Pleuronectiformes; Scophthalmidae
Gene: trim2a
Product: tripartite motif containing 2a
Exons: 13
Coding region: 324-2570 (748 amino acids)
Biological process (GO): negative regulation of translation; protein polyubiquitination; proteasome-mediated ubiquitin-dependent protein catabolic process
Molecular function (GO): protein binding; ubiquitin protein ligase activity; zinc ion binding
Source: RefSeq, a predicted model, not a curated record